AACGCUUUUCUAAAAGAAAUAUCGAAGGAAAAAAUGAAAAUCAAUCAAGGUUUAUCCUAUAACGUUAGCUCGCCGGAGUUUACAGAUUUAUUGACUCCAUGGCAAGGAGUACUUGCUGUAAGUAUUUUUGCUCCAAUCCUUGUACUGGUAAUUUAAGGUUCUGAAAAAAGCAGUGAGUAUGAAAAAUGUUUUCAGUUGAAUCAAAAUUCUGUUUAGCUUGAUUGUCAUAGAGAACUCAGAGAUGCUGGUGAUUACUGCAAAUGCUGGAACGAGCGUAUUUAAUUUUGACAGAAAUGGAAUUUGUGCUUUCUACUGUACCCACAAACCGUUUACUCGGGUGUCUGGGUUUUUAAUUUCUGGGGCACCCAAUUUAGCUGUCCGUUUGAACAAAAAGAAUGAGAAGAAGGGGUUAUGGAUGGUUGGUACAAGUGUGCUUAUCUAUGGGACCUGUAAUGCUCUGUCGAAGAGGGAGUCUGAUGAUAGAUUGGUCUCCGGUGGUGGCGGUGGCGGCGGCGGCGGUGGCAGCGGUGUUGGGAUACUUGAGGAGGAGUUAGAAUUUCAGCCAGCUUUUGAUGACUAUUUGAAAGCUAUGGAGUCUAUUAAAUCUGUUGAAGAGAAGAAGCAUACCCUUAAAUGGAGUAGGCAUAAGCUGAAGAAUGAAUCAAAGGGAAGGGAAGCAUCAAAAGGAGAUAAAAACAUGGAGUUGAAGUCUAGGGAACUUUUAGAUGAGGAAAGGAGGUGCAAAAUGGAAAAAUGUAAUGAACCAAACAGAAAAGGUGCAGGAGCUAAUAGCCGAGAAGGUAGAUUAAAUUAUUCCUACAAGGAGAAGGAUGUGGCAGAAUCAAAGGAUAGAUUGAAUGUAAAACAUGGCAGCUUUAAUGCAAAAGAAAGGUGGAAGCCAGGAGGUAAGAGAAAGGGUGGAAGAUUGUCAGUUAACCAAACUGGUACCAUAGAAUCAAAUAUUGAUGACUUCAACUUGAUUGAGAGUACAAAGGUUACAAAUGCACGAGAAAGCUUUGAGGUGUUGAAUGGUGUUAGUGAUGAAAGUACAUAUGGUGUGUUUGAGCAAGGUAUAGAAGACCCCUCUGAGGUGUUUGGAAAGAAUGAGAAAGCCUCUGAGGGGAAGAAAGGUCUUGGUGACAAACAUUCUCAUCCUGUAAAUGGUAGCUUCCAACUUGAGAAAGUUGGUGAUGGUUUAAUGUUGCAGCAAGGAGGAAAGUUAGCUAGAAGCAGGAAGACACUUCUUGAAGGUGUUAAUAAUAGUUUGGAUGUGGAAAGAGCUGCCUUCAAGAAUUUUGAAGAAUCUGAUGAUGUAGUGGACAAGCCAAGAGUUUCACGGAAGGAAAUGGAGGAGAGAAUCCAAAAAUUAGCAAAGCGGUUGAAUGCUGCAGAUGUGGAUAUGCCUGAGUGGUCAUUCUCUAAGAUGAUGCGAAGCGCAAGAAUCAGAUUUUCAGAUCAUUCUAUCUUGAGGGUGAUCCAGAUUUUGGGUAAACUGGGAAACUGGAGGCGGGUACUUCAAGUGAUUGAGUGGCUACAGUUGCGUGAGCGCUUCAAAUCCUAUAGACUCAGAUACAUUUACACAACUGCACUUCAUGUACUUGGAAAGGCAAGGAGACCUGUUGAAGCUCUUAACAUAUUUCAUACAAUGCAGCAACAAAUGUCCUCGUACCCUGACAUGGUCGCUUAUCAUUCUAUUGCUGUCACUCUUGGACAAGCAGGGCAUUUGAAAGAACUUUUUGGUGUGAUUGAUACCAUGCAAUCUCCUCCCAAGAAGAACUUCAAAUCUGAGGUAGUUGGGAACUGGGACCCACAACUGGAACCUGAUAUUGUGGUCUAUAAUGCGGUCCUAAAUGCUUGUGCUCAGCGGAAACAGUGGGAGGGAGCAUUUUGGGUUUUGCAACAUAUGAAGCAACGGGGUCAAUGGCCAUCAACUACAACAUAUGGACUCAUCAUGGAGGUUAUGUUUGCUUGUGGCAAAUAUAACUUAGUUCACGAGUUUUUUAGAAAAAUCCAGAAAUCUUCAGUGCCAAAUGCUCUGGCAUAUAGAGUUCUUGUGAAUACUCUCUGGAAGGAAAGUAAGAUAGAUGAGGCCAUAUUGGCCAUCCAAGAUAUGGAAAGACGAGGAAUUGUAGGCUCUGCUGCUAUUUAUUACGAUCUUGCUCGCUGUCUUUGUAGUGCUGGAAGAUGCCAAGAAGCACUAAUUCAGGUUGAAAAAAUAUGCAAGGUUGCUAAUAAACCUUUAGUGGUUACUUAUACUGGUUUAAUUCAAGCCUGCCUGGACUCUGGAAACAUUCAAAACGCAACAUACAUCUUAAACCAAAUGAAGGACUUUUGCUCCCCAAACCUUGUUACUUGUAACAUAAUGCUGAAAGCUUAUGUAGAACAUGGAUUAUUCUAUGAAGCAAAAGAACUAUUUGAGAAAAUGUCAGAAGAUGGCAAUCAUAUCAACAGAAGAUCUGAUUACAAGCAUAGAGUAUUACCCGAUAUCUAUACAUUCAAUGUCAUGUUAGGUGCAUGUGCUCAAGAGAAGAGGUGGGAUGACUUUGUCUAUAUCUAUGGAAGGAUGUUGAACCAUGGUUUUCACUUCAAUGCAAAACAUCACCUCCAGAUAUUACUCAAUGCCACCAGAGCUGGAAAGGGAGAGCUACUGGAAACAACUUGGGAGCAUUUAACUCAAGCCAAUAGAAUCCCUCCUCCUGCCCUUAUCAAAGAAAGGUUUUGUAUGAAACUGGAGAAAGCUGACUAUGUUUCUGCUCUCUCCUGCAUUAUCAGUCUUCCUUUGAAGGAGUUGCAGGUGUUUUCCAAGUCAGAAUGGUUAAAUUUAUUCAAGAGCAAUUCCCAACGUAUAGGAGAGGACACCAUCCUUCAAUUAAUUGAAGAGGCAAACUUAAUUAUUGCCAGAUGUGAUUCGCCGAACCCCUCUUUACAGAAUCUUUUAAUGUCUUGUGAAGAAUUUUUGACAAUUCAAGCCACAGUUCCUAGAACCAUUCUACAAUGUACUCGGUAGUGUCUGAACAAUUCAAUGUAGUAAAACUUCAUUGUCUUGAAUGGAUGUGCAUUUCUUGAUUUCUUUCUUUAUUAUUAGACUGCUUGACAGGGUUCCAACGAGUUACAGUUAUCAGUUCCUUUCCCUCAAAAUUAUUUGUUCACGUUAAGUGGCUAAAUUAGAGUUAAAAAGUCUUAGUACAACCAUUUAUUUAUGAAUCUAAGUAGUCAGCAUCUUUUCAAGUUGGGGGAGUUGGUGAUAAAGAAACAGGAAAAAUAGAGACAUGACGUUUAA
Molecule: messenger RNA, 3280 nt
Organism: Rubroshorea leprosula
Lineage: Eukaryota; Viridiplantae; Streptophyta; Magnoliopsida; Malvales; Dipterocarpaceae
Source: the annotation of a GenBank genome assembly